UAUGGAACUUCGAAAACUAUUUAUGGAACAAAAGCGCCUUCUAGCAGAAUAUGAGCGUCAAAAACAGAUAUCAGCUAAAUUUCGAAAUACCCCUCUCCCGUACAUAGAGCAAGAUAAAGAAACCAUUGAGAGAGAAUUAUGGUUAAAUGCAACCUGUCAAGUUUUACUUCAAGUUGGUAAACCCGUUCCUCAAGCUGGUAUAAGUCAAGCUGUAUUAGCUCAGGGAAUAAUACCUUCAGAUAUGUCAGUUAGUCUGUCAGAUGCAGUUCAAAAAGAAUUAAAUAGGAAAUCAAAGAGUCGAAUAAGAGGAGUUCCCGGUCAACCAGGUGUCAUAUGUCUGGCAGACUCGGAAGUUGGGAAUAGGGGAUCAAAAGCAAAAAAAGAAAAAAGUGCAACCGAAUGGCGAGAAAAGUAUAGGGAGUUAAGGGCUUUCGUUAAAAAGAUGAUAUUCGUAAAUUCAGCUUAUUGCGAUCAAGUUUGUAAAGUUGAAGAGAAGAUCGCUAGGGCUAAAAAUGUUAGAAGAUGCUUAGUAAAGAAAUUGUUAACAUGCAUGGUUGAGCAUAGUGGAGCUAAUGGAAAAGUUUCAAAUGCAGCCUUAGAAAAGCUAAUAGCCGUUUCAAAGAAUUCGUCAGCUGGUCGACGUAUACCUGCUCCUAGGAAAAAACGAACCAUAAGGGAAACAUUAGAAAAACCAAAAUUAUUAGUUCAGCCUCUACCGGUAGAUUCAAAUGGAAAGCCAGUCUUUCCGAUAGUUCUUCAAGAGUUAACUGUACACUCUUUAGGCGUUAUACCUCCAAUAGAAAAAUUACCAUUAUUUAAUGAUAGCAAUUUAAGCCAAGGCUUACAAGCCUGUACUUAUUUGUGUAGGAUAGAAGAUGACGGUGGAAAACCAAAGUUUAUAAUAACUAUAGACGAUGAGAGAUUUACCCAUAAAUUUGCAUCAAAUAGCAUAGAUCAAGUACAUUCACUUCUUCUUCAGGGAAUCAAUCAAUCCUUAACAAAACAAACUUUACCAAAUGAACCAAAUGGAGCUGCCUUUUUUGGUCUUGAUAAUCCAAAUGUUAUGAGUUUAAUUCAAUGUUUAUCUGGAGCUAAGAAAUGUUCCAAGUACGACUGGAAAAAGUUUACUGUCAGUAAAAGAGAAGGAGUUCAAUGGACUGAAUCUAAUAAGCCUUCUGUAAGUUUUACAGCGGCUUUGAGAUAUUUAUCAACACCUUAA
This is a messenger RNA of Dimorphilus gyrociliatus, 1219 nucleotides long. The record is from the annotation of a GenBank genome assembly. NCBI's taxonomy places the organism in Eukaryota, Metazoa, Annelida, Polychaeta, Dinophilidae.